UUCUCGGUCUAAAGCUCCUGCCUGCAAGAUACUGGCUUUUGUUAUCAAGAAACUGUUUUUUGCAAGAUACUUGUUCCCCUAUUGAGAAACCUUGGGAAAGGAAAAGUUUUUAUUAGUGGAUAUUGGUACAACUUAAAACAAUCUAACAGCUUUAUUACCAACACGUAUAAUUUCAUGUAGCUGUUUCCUGUUUACUUUUUGCGAGUCGGUCUAACAUCAUGGUCCUGACAAGGCAAAGAUGUAGAGAGCUGGUGGAUAGCCAACAGUCACAGCCCCAAUUGACAUCUCAACGUGCCUUACAGCCCAAAAUUACUUCCUUCUUCUCGCAUGAGCUUGCUCCCAGCAUCCAGGAACAGACAAGAACUUCGGCGGAAUCGCCCAACGCGUCGACACCAUUAAUAAUGGACUGGUCAAUAAACCAUUUUGAUGAAUAUACUCCCUUGAGAGAGGACUCCUACUCUACCCCUCUUAAUGUUGAACUGGCAGAAGCUGACUUACUAACUAGAGGAAAUUCAUUUAAUUGUCCUCAAUCUCCACGUCCCCAGCCUUCUCAUCCAUCUCCUAUUUUAUCUUCCUCUUUGAACAAGAGCACGAUGAAUGAGGAAUCUGUGUCGUCCCUACCCUUCGCCAGCAGCACGGGUCCUUUAUUACUGGUCCUCGAUGAACUUAACUCGAUGAAGUCCUUCUUUGCUGAAUGCAAUGCCCUUCUAAAGACUCUGACACUAACAGCUAAAAAACUUGUGACAAAUAACUCUCCACUCCCAGUGGAUGAUACAAAUAAAUUAAAUAAAAAGGAAAGGAUAAAGAUCGACGAUCCAGUCAUCCAUCCAGCUCAACGCAAGAAAUGAACAUAAAAAUACAGUUGAUAGCUUCAUGAAAGAAAUCAAAAGCAAGGAGGAGGAACACAAGCUUGAACAAAGAAAGUUGCACUAUGAC
Rhineura floridana is the source of this 936-nucleotide messenger RNA. RefSeq lists its product as uncharacterized. The transcript is spliced from 2 exons. Lineage: Eukaryota; Metazoa; Chordata; Lepidosauria; Squamata; Rhineuridae. The record is from RefSeq and is a predicted model, not a curated record. Bases 219 to 848 code for a protein of 209 amino acids.